Molecule: messenger RNA, 932 nt
Organism: Ilex paraguariensis (yerba mate)
Lineage: Eukaryota; Viridiplantae; Streptophyta; Magnoliopsida; Aquifoliales; Aquifoliaceae
Source: the annotation of a GenBank genome assembly
CUAUGCUCUUUCUGUAUAUUACACCUCCUGGUGUCUGCUAAUGCAUUGGUUUGGCCAACAGAAAAAUGUUCUUUAAAGCAGUCUUUCACGCUUGGAAACAGGUACAGAUUUGAUCUUAUCGUACUAACUUUGGGAGGGAAGCCUGUUGGAACUUGGAAACUACUCCUAAAACCCAUUAAAGAGAGAGAAAGUACAGAACAGAGAGAGAGAGAGAGAGAGAGAGAGAGAGAGAGAGAGAGAGAGAGAAAACUUUUUGAAAGAGAGGAAAUACAGUUGCUGGGCGUGGGAGGUAAGAGCUAGAGAGGGAAAAUCUAGAGAGAGAGAGAGGGAGGAUGUUUGCAGCUGAGAAUGGACUCAAGGGAGACCCAAGGCUUCAAGCCAUUUCUGAAGCCAUAAGCGUCAUCCCUCACUUCCCAAAACCAGGGAUAAUGUUUCAAGAUAUAACAACUUUGCUACUAAAUCACAAGGCAUUCAAGGACACUGUGGACAUCUUUGUGGAGAGGUACAGAGACAUGGGGAUCUCUGUUGUCGCUGGAAUUGAAGCUAGAGGAUUCAUGUUUGGUCCAUCUGUCGCCUUAGCCAUUGGUGCAAAGUUUGUUCCAUUACGUAAACCUGGAAAGCUGCCUGCUAAAGUAGUAUCACAAGCUUAUGAGCUAGAGUAUGGUACUGAUUGUCUCGAGAUGCAUAUUGAUGCUAUUCAGCAUGGGGAACGGGCAGUGGUAAUUGAUGAUUUAGUUGCUACAGGAGGGACCCUCUCCGCAGCAAUGAAACUUUUAGAAUGUAGGGGGGGCGAAGUUGUUGAAUGUGCUUGUGUUAUUGGGUUGCCUGAUGUCAAGCGGCAGCCAAGACUUAAUGGAAAGCCACUUUAUAUUCUUGUGGAGCCACGGGAAAUGGAACAUAGCUGCUCAGAUCUGCGGGUGUGCUUGGGGUGA